CCCCGCCCCCACUCGCCACCCGCGCAUCCACCUCCGCACAGACCCCCUCCCUGUCCUCGCUGGCCGAGCGCAGCCCCUCCGCCAAACCCCUAACAAGGAACUUCCCCCGGGCCUUCUCCGUACAAGCAUCUAUAUUCAAUCGCCUCUAUCUCGCUAUUCCACGCCCAACUUGAAUCGCAAAGAUACCGUAGCCGUCACUCGUUCAAUCCCCCGUUGUCAGGUUUACAACACCCCCUUCUGCGCAGACGACAGCCCCUGCCCAUCUCCGUGUCAGUCUUGCGACCGCUUCGGUGUCACCGAGCGAGAAAGCACCGCCCAUCCAACCUAUCGCCACUCCUUUCACCACACCCUUCCGUCCGAACGAAACUCCCUUUCCCCAUCAAACGUCUAUCGCACCUUCGCAGCGGUCCUCGACAGGCUCUUUUCACCACUAUCCUCCUCCCACCGAGGAUCAGUAGAGACGCGAGAUGUGUUGUGAGGCUGAUUGGAAGCGAGAGGUUGUGCCGGAUCACAAGUUUGACUUUAUCAACGUCCGCGAAUUCCACAAAACCGACUUCUGGACCCGGUUCAAAUAUGUUCUCCGAUACGUCUUUCUCCUCAAGUCUUUCGCCGUCUACGGCUUGGACAUCUUUUCCGCUGUUACCAUGAUUUCAUCCACCCACUGGACCAAUGCGAUUACUUCCAAAUGUGACGACAGCGACGACUGUCCUGUUGAAGUGCAGUUCAGUAUUGCCAAAUGGGUCUUUGUUGGCUGUAUCAUCUUCUCUUUCCUCCUCCUCGGCUACGAGUCGUACAAGGCAAAGAAAGUCGUCGAUUCGAGAGACAUCUCUUACGCGUUUACCAACCUGUUGGCAAACGACUACUACUGUUUCAAAAACUAUGACAACUUUUGUCUCUUUUGCCAGAUCGAGUCUUCCACCAAAAAGAAAGAUGACUUUGCCUUUUUCAUCUUUUUCGCUUUCAAAAACUGGAAACGUCUCCUCCUCGCCGACGGCCCACGUCAAUCCAUCAACGGCAUCCUCCUCUACGCCUUUGCCUCCGCCAACGAUUUCCAAACAUCCGACAUCCCAGCUUACUGGGACGGAUCCGCAGUCACCGCCCUCCUCCUCUUCUCCAUGAUCUUUACCGUCCUCAUCUUUGCCGGUUCCCUCCUCAUGCUCAUCUUUGCCGCCGUCGCCUACGUGCCACUGCUCUGCUAUAUCCAAGGCAACUUGAAAGAAUACGUGUGCCACAAGGUGGACAAGCGGAUUACAGAUUUGAUCAAGAAGAAGCAGAAACACAGGAUUGCGAGGGCGGCGGCUAUUGAAAAGGCGCGCGGUGGCGCUGGGGGCGGGAGUGCAAAGGAAAGUAUGGGCGGAUUGCCCCAGCCUACUUUACCUCAGGUAUCCCUAGACGACGACGAGGGCGACACCGCCUCCCGUGCCCGGUCCAAAGCCGAACGCGCAGGGCUCCAUGUCCCCAACGCAUUCGACCCUUCCGCCAACGCGAGCUACGGUUCUUACGACGUCUAUGAGCCCAGUGGCGCAUACGCAGAGGAUGAUGGAUCGUCGGCCAACCUAGCUGCGCAUGCUGCGCCUUUGGGUAUCUCGUACCCGCCUGCCGCCGUGGCUGGUGCCCCCUCUUUACCGCCGAGUUACUCGACGGGUGCGCUGCCGAAUCCGUACUCUCCGGCACAACAAGGCGCUUUCCCAGCUUCGAGAUCGAAUGGGAGUUUGCAAGACUACACGACGGGCGGGGGCCAACCCUCUGGCAGGGUAUCCCCCUACGCCCAAAGCGGCCGUCUCUCCCCUUCGCCUUACGGCCAGAACGGGCGCAUGUCCCCCUCUCCCUACGGCCAAAACGGGCGCAUGUCCCCUUCACCAUACGGCGCCCAAAACGGGCGGGUCUCGCCCAAGCCGUAUGGAGCGGAACAGGGGUAUAGUCAUGUCAAGCGCGAGUCGGCGGGGACUGGGGGUACGUAUGGGGGUUACCAACAGGGUUAUCAGACUGCGCAGACUCAACGGCAAGGGGGGCAGCAGGGGUAUUAUAAUGGGAGUGGGGGAGGAGGGGGCGCUGGCGCUGGGUAUGGGUAUGAUCAUAGACAACAGCAGCAGCAGUGGAGAUGA
Molecule: messenger RNA, 2105 nt
Organism: Cryptococcus amylolentus CBS 6039
Lineage: Eukaryota; Fungi; Basidiomycota; Tremellomycetes; Tremellales; Cryptococcaceae
Exons: 6
Coding region: 468-2105 (545 amino acids)
Biological process (GO): potassium ion transmembrane transport
Cellular component (GO): plasma membrane
Molecular function (GO): potassium ion transmembrane transporter activity
Source: RefSeq, a predicted model, not a curated record